AUGGCCAAGCGAAUCCGCCUCGGUAUCCUCACACCCUCCUCCAACACCAGCCUCGAACCGUUAUCGCAAGCGAUUAUCGCCAAGCUCCCUAAUGUAUCCGUCCAUUUCUCUCGCUUCACUGUUCUCAAAAUCAGUCUAGAGGAUGACGCACUCGCCCAAUUCCAGACGCAAAAGAUCCUCGAAGCUGCCAGACUGCUGGCUGACGCCAACGUCGACAUCAUUGGUUGGAGCGGCACCUCCUCUGGCUGGCUCGGUUUCCACGCCGAUGAGGAACUUUGCGAAACCAUCACUGCUGCAACGGGGAUUCCCGCGACAACAUCUGUUUUGGCCUUGAACAAAGCUGUCCGAGCUCUUUCGAUUACUGAUCUGGGUCUUGUGACUCCAUAUCUGGACAAUGUGCAGGCUGCGAUUGUAAAGACGUAUGCAACGAUCGCGGUUGAUUGCCGCAAGGAACGCCAUCUUGGGCUAUCGAAGAAUAGCGAUUUCGGAAACGUCGAAGAGUCCACCCUCGAUGAGAUGGUCGCAGAUGUGGUGGCGCGGCACCCGCAGGCUAUUACGACUUUCUGUACGAAUCUGCGGGCGGCGCAGAGAGUGGAUUACUGGGAAGACAAGCACGGGGUGAUCGUGUUGGAUACCGUGGCGACGGUCAUCUGGGAUAUGUUGUUACAAUGUCGGGUGGACCCCGCGGGCGUGGAGGGAUGGGGACGUUUGUUCCAGGUGGACAUAUGA
This is a messenger RNA of Penicillium lagena, 729 nucleotides long. Its product is annotated as maleate cis-trans isomerase family protein. The transcript has a single exon. Bases 1 to 729 code for a protein of 242 amino acids. The record is from RefSeq and is a predicted model, not a curated record. Lineage: Eukaryota; Fungi; Ascomycota; Eurotiomycetes; Eurotiales; Aspergillaceae.